Molecule: messenger RNA, 531 nt
Organism: Calidris pugnax (ruff)
Lineage: Eukaryota; Metazoa; Chordata; Aves; Charadriiformes; Scolopacidae
Product: C-factor-like
Exons: 3
Coding region: 16-441 (141 amino acids)
Source: RefSeq, a predicted model, not a curated record
CCCUGUACCAUCUCCAUGUGUGGCCCUGUCUCCUCUUCCUCCUCACAGGCGUUCCUGCCCUUGCUGAAGAAGGCUGCCCAGGGGAGCCCAGGCUCAGCGCUGAGCUGCAGCAAGGCAGCCAUCAUCAACAUGUCCAGCAUUGGGGGCUCCAUCGCUUCUCUGUUUGGGUUUGAUCUGAUGCAAGUUGUCUCCUACCGCUGCAGCAAGGCUGCUCUCAACAUGCUGACCAAGUGCCAGUCCCUGGGCUACCGGGAGCACGGCAUCCUCUGCGUUGCUCUCCACCCUGGCUGGGUGCAAACCGACAUGGGGAGCUCAGCUGGACACACACCCCCCGUGACGGUGGAGGCCAGCGUGCGAGGGAUGCUGAAGGUGCUCUCCUCCCUCGGCGAGAAGGACGCUGGCACCUUACUGGACUGGGAAGGGAAGGUGGUGCCCUGGUGAGACCCCAGCCUGGCCUCCUGGCAGUGGGGCCUGGGGCUGGUGCUCCCGCUGGCCCCCAGCCUCAAUAAAGCCUGACCCGAGAGCCCCCGG